AUGAUUCAACCAAUAUGUCCUAUCGGUCAAAUAUCACCACCGCCAUUCCUUCUUGCUGCUUACGGUACCAACAGCUUCUCAGCAGAUUGUGAUCCAAAACAAAUGAAAGCAAUGCGGGACUCCAUGGGAUUUGAAGAACAUCCUAAUCGUUUUGAAAUUUCUUUACUUAGAGUGAGUGAACAAGUAUAAUUAGUUUCAUAUGAAAAAGAAAAUCAAUCGGGAUUCGAGUAAACGAUUAUAAUUGUACGGAUUGAUGAUUUUCUUCAUAUUACUUAGAGGAUAAUAAAUGUCUUCGGUGUCUAUUUAUAGGUUGACGAAGUAUUUCUUCUCAUAUAAAUCUAUUUUAUUUCUUGAGAAUUAAAAAUAAUACAAUAAAUACUUUCAAUUAUCGUUCUUAGAAAAAAAAAUCUGAAAAUAUCUUUCAUCAGCUAUCACCUAUCAAUGAAUUUUUCGGAAAACAAUAUUAGUAUUCCAGUACAAUAAAAACAAUGUUCAAGCACAUGAAUUUAUUCUCAUUCUUGCUUUCCAUUGUUUAGAAAACUUCAUGUUUUUUUUGAGAUCAUCACAGCUAUUUGUAUGUUUACAAGAUGCGCCACAUUUAUGUACUAAGCUGCGCAACCGUCUUUUGUCUUCAAAAACAAUUUUAUUAAUAGGAAAAAGGUAUGCCAGCAUUAAACAUCUCAUGGAAUUGAUUGAGAACCAUUCAAAGAUCGAUCAUGGAUUAGCCAUAUCAGAUGUUUGCCCAAAGGACAAACAAAAUUAUUCAUCCUGUGAAAAGAUCACGAGCGAUGCUGUUUUUUCUUCUAUUAAAAAUGUUUCGAAUUCUCAAGCAACCCAAGCUUGUCUACAAGUACUAUUUUUUGCUUUUUCUAAGUAUGGAGUCGUUAGAUAUGAUAUAAUCGAGGUAGUUCUCUUUCAAAAUAUUAUGUAUGACAUAACGAAAAUUGUUUAAAAGUUUUCGCUACCUCAUUACUGAGUACUACUGAACGGUCAAAUUUUAUUAAUUUCAUUUUGAUAGGUCAUAAAAUGUGUCCGUUUGGCCUUUAUCGACAAAAGCACUAAUAUAAUUGAUCGUCUUUACUAUGCUUGGUGUUCAGUUUUUAUUAUACGGAUCUGGUCUGCGUGGUUACACGAGACAGCGGCUGAUGAACUUAAGGAGAGAGCUUCGAAUUUGCUCUCAAGUGACGCUGGUAGAAUUAUUCCAAACAAGAACUUCUUUAUCAUAGUACCUGCUCUUUUCUCACUCGAACUGAAUGCACAUAGCUUGACGUAUCUGAUUGUUCUGUGAGCUGAACAGAAAAUUACUGAAGAAGCAUUAAUUGUUUUUAUGUAAUUCACAAGUAUGCGAAAGUACUUUUCGUGCAGCUCGUUCGAUGUCCGGUCCAUUUUCAUCUGUGGUGAACUUUACUGUUCACGAGUUUCUGCAGCGUGUCGAGAAACUCGCUGUUCUUCAAAGUGUCAAGUGUUCGCCAGAAUCCAAGAACAAUAAUAUUAGAUUUCCCAAACAUCACAAACAAUCUAAACAAUAUUUUCAAGUACACUCAACGUCUACAAUAUCAACUACAAUUACAGAACAAUUGAUUGAAGAAACAGUUUUUAAUGCUUACAUUAAAGCUAGUCAGAUUCUAUCUCAAUGUAAACUUUCUAUUGUUAAUCCUCAUGAUAUGAUGCAAUCUUUUGAAGAAAUGAAUAAUUUAGCAUACAAAAGAUUAUCAAGAUCAAUAUGUACAACUUCCAAUAAAAAUUCUUCUGAAUCAUAUGAUUACGAAGACGACAAUGAGGGCGAUGGUGAAGAUCAGGAUGCAGAUGAAGAGGAAAACG
Rotaria sp. Silwood1 is the source of this 1821-nucleotide messenger RNA. The record is from the annotation of a GenBank genome assembly. NCBI's taxonomy places the organism in Eukaryota, Metazoa, Rotifera, Eurotatoria, Philodinida, Philodinidae.